AUGGAGGCGGCGCCACCAACGUAUGAGAAGGCCACCUUGAUCGACAUCUGGGAUAUCGUGGCCCGAUAUGUUCCCUCAAACGACUUGUGUUCGGCAGCCUCAGUAUGCAGUCAAUGGCAUAUGACCUUCGUUCCGCAUCUAUGGGGAGCUCCAGCAUCCCACUUCUCGGUUGAAAAUGACAGAGUCUAUGUCGCUUUAACCAAGUUCAAGCGUACGCUGCAAACUGCACGCCUGUUUGUCAGAUCGCUUACCCACACGCUGCACCUGCCACCUGCACAUGCCGAAAUCUACAAUGGUCCACACGCAGAUUGGCUCUCGGAGGUGUUGGACCGUCUUCCAAAUCUCCAGACGCUGAUAGUACGAGGGUUACCGUUCUUCGACCAUGCAGCUUUACUCCGCCUUCCGGGUUUAUAUGUAGCGAGCUUCAGUCGGCCAGCCACUGCCGUUCCAUUUUUCGGCCUGCGACUUUUGGAUGCUUCAAGAUGCUCGAACACUACAUCCAGUGGCUUGGCUCACGCACUGUCUCGGCUUGAGUCGCUAAUGUAUCUUGAUUUGUCCUUCACUUAUCCUGCACGUGACUCCGUCGUCCUGCACACCUUGGGUCGACUGUAUGGCCUCCAAGUUCUGAAGUUGCGCGGCGUAAGCCUGAGCGACGAAAGUCUGAAAGUGCUUGCUGAGUCAAUCGCGCUGCGCGUGAGAAGCCUUGACGUUCGUGACAAUCGCAUCACUGAUCGGGGGAUACGUAUUCUCCUCGACUACUGCUUUGCGAACAACGACGUCGUCCCUUCAGGCGGAAGAUCACCUGCACUGCUGCCAUACUUGGGAACUGAGAUGCUGCACAUCUACCAAGGCGAAGAUUUCGAAGGUUUUCUGCGCAAAUCUUUUACUAGCAGCUUUGUCAGCAGACUUGCAAUCGAAGACGUGCCGGAUGGUGGCAUUACCCAUUUGUACAUCUCGGCAAACGCGGUGACUGUCGAGGGUGCAUCUGGUCUUGUCCGUUCCGGAAGAUUACACGUCUUGGAUCUUGGCCCGGUAGCGCCUGUCAUUGUCAAACACCUAUCGGCUUCGGGGAAAGGGGAUGGAACUGAUGCCGUAAAUGUGCCCGGCAUGGAGAAGCUUACUCCGCUCCUUGCGAAGCAUGCUGCAGAAGCCUUGAGUUUCCUUCGAAUCGAUCACGCCCUCGUCACGAAAGACGUCCCGGUUGCCAAUCCGGAUGAAGUUGUGCAAGGCCGCGUCGAGCUUGGAGAUACUUCCCUACCGGACUUGCCCGAUGGGCCUGUGGAGCUUGCUACUACAUCAGCGCAUAGGGAGUGCUUCGAGAUGCCAACUGCUCAAACUCCUCGCCACGAGCUUCCGGGGGAUCCGAUGCAAAUCGUUGUAUCACCUGCGGUAAAUGGGCCGGUCUAUCCAGCCGAGCAACACCAAGAGCCUCUAAGUGCUCGGAGAGGCAGCGCUUUCGCACCUGAGGUGCUCAUCUCCCCACUGAGUCCACUCAUGGCGAACGUUCAGUUCGCAGAUGGCAUGAGCAGGGCAGGCCGUCCACGUACUUACUCUUCUGUUGCAACCGAACGCAAAGCGAGGCUACAAGCCCAUACCAAUGAAAAGCAUAACCUCCAUCCUGCGAUGCUGCCUCAUGUUUCUACGCUGAUGUUGACCGAUGUGCCUGCCUACACAGAUAACCAAGAGCUCUCAAACAGGCUCAUCCUGUUCAUCAAGCACUGCGCCGAAGAAGCAGAGCUGGCGAAGACGCAAGCACAUCUGGAUUAUGCUCUGCCACCAGGCCGCAAGGGGCACACUUCGGCAAUUCGACAGUCAAUGAUCAAGACUUUUGCGCUCAGAAAAGUUGUGCUUGAAAUUGCGCCAGAGCCCGGUCUUCGCAGCAAGAGCAAAGCCAGCGCUUGGCAACAUAUUGACACCAGAUCUAUGACCGAAGACCGUGACAGCGAAGCACUGUGGUCGGCUGCCGAGACGGAUUUCAGCUUCUUCGGCGAGGGCGAGGAGUUGAAUUUCCCAAGUCUCGAACCCAGGCGUUCCGCGAAUGGCGUGUGUCAUGAUGGCAAAGAAGUAAUACUCCCAGGUAGUGCUCCGCCGCUACCGCCUCCUCAGACUGUGCAAGGAUGUGAUCGCAUCGAUACUGUAGCCAGGAUCUCAGCCUUCCGCACGGAGCGAAAGCUAGCCCAUCGCCGAGCCCUGCAGGAUGGUGGUGACAUGCACGGGACGGAAGGCUACUGGGACGGGGUCGUGCAAGUUGUACGCCCGGGUAGCGGUACGCGAGCUGACGAAGAGCUCGACUACUAUGGUAAUGCGUGCAGCAACGGCUACCUUUACAGAUGA
Baudoinia panamericana UAMH 10762 is the source of this 2334-nucleotide messenger RNA. RefSeq lists its product as uncharacterized. Bases 1 to 2334 code for a protein of 777 amino acids. NCBI's taxonomy places the organism in Eukaryota, Fungi, Ascomycota, Dothideomycetes, Mycosphaerellales, Teratosphaeriaceae. The transcript is spliced from 3 exons. The record is from RefSeq and is a predicted model, not a curated record.